AUGGCUUUCCUAAACAGGAAAAUUGACAAAGUUGUCCACAUGCAAAUCCCCCCCACAUUUGAAGCACCUGAGAAUGAUGGAAAGUGCUACCAUCUCAAGAAGGCACUAUAUGGCCUCAAGCAGGCAGGCAACUACAAGUGUUUGGAUUCAAAUGGUGCCAAGCAGAGCCAUGAGUCUACACACAAGGAACCAAAGACACUAUGCAUCUUCAGCAUCAUGGAUCAAGGAAACAUCCUGCACAUCAUUGGCAUGAAUGUCAAAUACAAUUGUGAGUCACAAAUGCUUUUGAUUGAUGAAACUGGGUACAUCGAAGGGUUACUUGAAAAGUUUGCCUUUGCAGUCAGACAAUGCACCCAUUUUGUUGCCAAUCCAUCAAGUGAACACCUAGUCACUGCAAAAUGGAUUAUCAGGUAUCUAAUAGGAGUGAUUGAUGUCAGCCUAGUGGCAAGCCAGGCCAGUGUCCAUGUCACUGCCAAAACUUUGGAAGGGCACUCACACAACCAGGAAUUGGAAUUAGACUCAACUAUACCUAUCUUGUACAGUGACUCAUCUGGAGCAAGAGUCAUUGCCAAUGAUCCACAGCACUUCAAGAGGACAAAGCACAUUGAUAUCAUGCACUUCUUCUUGUGGGACAAGGUUGCUGAUGGUCAACUCACAAUCACCCCCAUCCAAAGCAGUGAGAACCUUGCAGAUAUCCUAACAAACUCCAAUUUUUGUUGA
Messenger RNA from Ustilago hordei, 720 nucleotides. RefSeq lists its product as uncharacterized. The record is from RefSeq and is a predicted model, not a curated record. NCBI's taxonomy places the organism in Eukaryota, Fungi, Basidiomycota, Ustilaginomycetes, Ustilaginales, Ustilaginaceae. Bases 1 to 720 code for a protein of 239 amino acids. The transcript is spliced from 5 exons.